Sorex araneus (European shrew) is the source of this 1864-nucleotide messenger RNA. Its product is annotated as cytochrome P450 2J2-like. The record is from RefSeq and is a predicted model, not a curated record. Gene Ontology annotation, cellular component: intracellular membrane-bounded organelle; cytoplasm. Bases 21 to 1517 code for a protein of 498 amino acids. NCBI's taxonomy places the organism in Eukaryota, Metazoa, Chordata, Mammalia, Eulipotyphla, Soricidae. Gene Ontology annotation, biological process: xenobiotic metabolic process. The transcript has 9 exons. Gene Ontology annotation, molecular function: heme binding; oxidoreductase activity, acting on paired donors, with incorporation or reduction of molecular oxygen, reduced flavin or flavoprotein as one donor, and incorporation of one atom of oxygen; iron ion binding.
UCGCAGGCGCGCGCCCGGCCAUGGUUUCCCUGGAGACCGUGCUCUGGACCGUGCUCCACGCGCGCACCCUCCUGCUGGGCGCUGUGGCCUUCCUGUUCUUUGCUUAUUUCUUCAGAAAGCGGCGCCCCAAGAACUGCCCACCCGGGCCCUGGAGCCUGGCCCUCCUGGGAAACUUCUUCCAGGUGGAUUUUGAGAAGGUGCUCCUGCAGAUGCAGCAGCUGGUGAAGAAAUAUGGGAAUGUUAUUGGCCUGGAGUUCGUUGGUUUUUACUCAGUAAUUAUAACUGGAUUGCCCUUGAUCAAAGAAGCCCUUGUCGAACAGGGUCAUCACUUUAUGAAUCGCCCUGUGACCCCUCUCCGCAAUCGCAUCUUUAAGGAAAAUGGACUGCUCAUGUCCAGUGGCCAGACAUGGAAGGAGCAAAGAAGGUUUACCCUGACAACACUAAGGAACUUCGGUUUAGGAAAGAAGAGUUUAGAGGAACGUAUUCAAGAGGAGGCCUACUACCUUAUCCAACUGAUAAAAGAGGAGAAUGGAAAGCCAUUUGACCCUCAUUUCAAGAUCAACAAUGCAGUUUCCAAUAUCAUUUGUUCUAUCAACUUUGGGGAACGCUUUGAGUACCAGGAUGAAAAGUUCCAAGGACUUCUAAAGAUGUUGGAUGAAGUUGUAUGGCUGGAAGCUUCGGCAUGGUGUCAGUUCUAUAAUAUUUUUCCAACAUUAAUAAAUUUAUUACCUGGACCCCAUCAAACGCUCUUUAAUGACUGGGAAAACUUGAAAUUGUUUGUUGCUGAGAUGAUUAAAAACCACAAGAGAGAUUGGAAUCCUGAUGAACCAAGAGACUUUAUUGAUGCUUAUCUCAAGGAAAUAGAAAUGCAUAAAAGUGAAACCUCUUCCAGUUUCGAUGAAGAAAAUCUCAUCUUCACCACCCUGGACCUCUUCUUUGCUGGCACUGAGACAACUUCAACUACACUGCGCUGGGCUCUGCUCUACAUGGCCCUCUACCCAGACAUCCAAGAAAAAGUACAUGCUGAGAUCGACAGAGUGAUUGGCCAGACGCAGCAGCCAAGCAUGGCCCUUCGAGAGUCCAUGCCCUACACCCAUGCAGUGGUCCACGAGGUGCAAAGAAUGGGAAACAUCAUCCCAUGGAAUGUACCCAGGGCAGUGGCAGCAGACACCACCCUGAAUGGGUACCACAUUCCCAAGGGGACUGCGGUCUUAACCAAUCUGACAGCUCUUCACAGAGACCCUGCAAAGUGGGCCACCCCAGACACAUUCAAUCCGGAACAUUUUCUAGAGAAUGGACAGUUUAAGAAGAGGGAAGACUUCCUGCCUUUCUCCAUAGGAAAGCGGGCGUGCCUCGGAGAACAGCUGGCCAGGACUGAGUUGUUUGUUUUCUUCACUUCGCUCAUGCAGAAGUUUACCUUCAGGCCCCCAGACAACGAGCAGCUGAGCCAGAAGUUCAGGAUGGGCCUCACCGUUGCCCCUGUCAAAUACCGAAUAUGUGCUCUCCCCAGGGUCUAAGGGUCUAGGGGCUCUGGGAAGGGGUGACCUCGGAAGGCGUGUGUCUGCUCAGAAGCCGGAGCCACAAUGAAAGUGGUCCCUGAAGGAAGAUGGGGAAAGUGGACUCAGAGGAUCCCCACACCUCCAAUCCCAGGUCUUCUAGAUCCCUGAUUAGGGCAGCCAUGAAUGAUUUCUCUUUUUUCACGGGAGAUGAAAGGGGACCAUGGUUCUCUAAUGAAGAAUUAAAGGAGGACCCUCUUGGGGUGGGAGAUGAGGCUGAGAGUAGACUAUAGACAGAACAUGAUGGCCACUUAAUACCUCUGUUUCAAACUACCACACCCAAAAGGAGAGAGAGAGCAAAAGGGAAU